This is a messenger RNA of Malania oleifera, 531 nucleotides long. RefSeq lists its product as uncharacterized. The transcript has 3 exons. The record is from RefSeq and is a predicted model, not a curated record. Lineage: Eukaryota; Viridiplantae; Streptophyta; Magnoliopsida; Santalales; Ximeniaceae. Bases 1 to 531 code for a protein of 176 amino acids.
AUGACUGCACCUCCACAACUUCAAUAUGGGAAAGGUGUGACGCACUCUUUCAUGUCUCGGGGGUUCAUUAAACUAUGCGGGGUAGAAAUGUGGCCAUUGGAUGUUGUGUUGGGUGUGGACACGCCAUCAGAGUCAGUGGUAGUGUGUAACAAGGUAAUCAGAGAUUAUCUAGUGAAAAUUCAGGGAAGAAAGAUACCUGCUAGUCUAAUUGUAUUUGGUAUGCAUGGAUUUGACAUUAUUCUGGAGAUGGAUUGGCUAGCAUCAAGCUACGCAAGCAUUGACUAUCGCAAAAGGGAGGAACUAAAGCUAGAGGAUAUUCCUGUGAUAAGGGAGUUCUCCGACGUCUUUUCAGAGGACCUACUAGGAUUGCCACCAGAUCAUGAGGCGGAAUUAACCAUUGAAUUAACUCUAACGAUGAGGCCAAUUUCCAAGGCUCCAUACCGAAUGACUUUGGCGGAAUUGGAAGAACUAGAGGAACAGCUACAGGAACUUCUUGAUAAGGGGUUCAUCAGACCAAGCGUAUCACCUUAG